Molecule: messenger RNA, 2000 nt
Organism: Triticum aestivum (bread wheat)
Lineage: Eukaryota; Viridiplantae; Streptophyta; Magnoliopsida; Poales; Poaceae
Exons: 3
Coding region: 411-1643 (410 amino acids)
Source: RefSeq, a predicted model, not a curated record
GCCUCUUCCUCCUCCGCCCCCCUCGCCGCCCCGCCCUCUGUUCUCCUAACCUUCCGCUCUCCUUUGCCGUCUUCGUCCCCACUCCCCCACCCACCUCUCCACAGCCGCGACGAAUCGAACUGAGGCGCGGCGCGGACAACUUACGGGGCUCGCUCGCCAGUCGCCACCUGCCGCCCCGGAGCGCCCCCAAGAACAGCCGCUAGGGUUGAGGAGCAAGGCGGGGCGAGGAAGGGAGGAAGACCGGAGGCGGAGAGGCGAGCGCGGCGCGGACGACUUACCGAGCGAGCUCGCCCCCUGCCGCCGCGGAGCGCGCCUCAAGAACAGCCGCUAGGGUUAAGGAGCAAGGCGGGGCGAGGAAGCGAGAAAGACCGGGGGCGGACCGGCGGAAAGGCGACUCAAGAAGGAGAGUCAUGGCGUUUGUGGCCCGCGCGGCCAUCUUGGCCCGGGAUGCGGCGAUCGACCCCCGGCCCGUCGACGCCAAGAAGCUCUCCCUGAUCGCGGAUAUGGUGGCGCACGCCGCUGCGGCCGCGGGCUACGACGCCGAGCGAUUGAUGAAGGCGUCCUAUCAUCUGAUGGGAUGUGAACCCGAGAAGACGCCCGAUGCGGCAGACCAGAUUGGCAUCGCCGCCGGGAUGCUAGCCGGAGGAGCUCAACAGGAUCUCUUGGCGCAGGCCGCUCUGGAUUUGCAGCGAGCGGCGAGUCACUUCAGCCAAGCGGCAAUCAAGAAAUCCAACGCCGACAAAGUGGCCAACGCGGCCUCCCUGGUCCGGCAAGCUGCUUCUCGGUCGCCCCUCGACGCCACCUACCUCUCUUGGGUGUCGGAUAGGGUGGCCUACGCCUCCGCUAGAUACCUCAUUCAUCAGGAACCCGAAUCACUCCGGGAGGCUUCACAGUUCCUCGCCUCAUCCGAUCCUGAGAAGAGGCAGAGGGCAGCCGACGCGGUCAGCGUCGCCGCCGCCCAUGUGGCUCAACGUGCCGAGGACGCCAGCACUGACGCCGCCAUCGCGGACAAGGAAGCACUGCUUCUAUUAGCAGAGGCAGCUCUCGAGCUAGAGCGCACGGCCAAGCAAUUCGGGGAGGCGGCGGCGAGGGAUUUGAAGGGGCGAGCUUGGAUGUUGCUGUUGGGGUGGCGCAACAAGGGAAAGGAGAAGGAGGACGAGAGCGGCGGCCUCAAUGAGCAUUUGCUCCCCGUCCCCUCAUCUUCCUCGUCCACAGGCACAGCCGAACAUCCUCAGGGACCUCAGCGGCCACCCAAGGACCCCGACCUUGGAGACUAUUUGGGGUACCCACUAUUCGGCUCACUCACCCUACUGCCAUACUUGGGAGCUGAUGGACUGACAAAGGGCAUGUCACCCGACGAUAGAUGGUGGUUUCACGUUCUCUUCAGUUGCUUUUGGGGCAUGGUAGCUUUCGGUGCUCUGUGCAAGCAUAGCCAGUAUCGAGUCUUAAUCUGGUAUGCUUGGCUUGCUGACCGCAUUGGCAUGCUGGCCAUCACCGCCCUUGUGGUGUUCUACAGCUGCUUUAUUAUAGCACCAGAGGCCACUACAACUGUCAAAUUCAUUUUGGGCGCUGCUGCUGCUGUACAUAUAGGGUCUUCCAUUUUGGAAGCAGUGAGUUUUUUGUUGCAAAGGAGGAGGCAGUGAGUUGACAUAGUGUCGAACCUCUUUGCAAGAAUAGCCGGCAUCGGUUCUCACUCUUGUACGCUCAGUUCGGGAACCGCCCUUGUUCCUCACAGUUCCUAAGGCAUUUUCCUCACCACGACUGCUGCAAGAACUGCAGGGAAGUGACAGAGUGUAGAGUUUGACCAUACAGAGAAGGAAAGCGUAGAGUGUGACCAUACAAAACCAGAGGGACGAUACAUCGGCCUCGCAAGUGUUGAUUCUAACCAUUUUGUCAUACAAACAAGGGAAGUGUGGAGUAUGAACAUAUGUGGUGUAUAGAAACUUCGUAUGUGCUGUCUUCUGAAUAUAUUUUCCUCUGUUGUUGUAUGUAGUUUUAAG